AUGGCUACAGAGACAUUGCCUGAAACACUUCCAGUGGUCCCCGACAUUCAAAUUCUGAAGCUGCAUUCUGAUACCUCUUUGGAGGCUUCCAGGCUGAAUAAACCUAGUGCAUCGUUGCCAACUAGGCUGCCUGAACCAAACAACUUGAGCAAACCAUGUUCUGAAACGGAGCCUAAGGACAAGAAACCAAACAGCCUACUAAAUGAGUCAGUUGAUCAUACUAGUUUAGACAACAUUUCCGCAGACCCCAUCCAAGAUAAACUGGUUUCAGAGUGUCCUGUGGAUGAACAGAAGAAAGAUGUGAACCAAGGGAAUAUGUGCAGAAGCUUGAAACCAUCUUCGAUAUUGGACAAGGAAUGUGGCCUAGCAAAGGCAAAUGAAAGUGGCGGGCUGAUCAAGAGAUCAGAUACCGGUGAAAGAGGAAUAAGUAGCAGAUACAGGCCAAGCAAUAGCAGUGAUAUCAGUGAUGAAAGCUCAUGUAGCAGUAUCACCAAGCCUCAUAAGGCAAAUGAUUCACGCUGGGAGGCAAUUCAGAUGAUUAGGACUAGAGAUGGGAUCUUUGAAUUGAGUGGAACAAAGAGUUAUUUUGUAAUGAAGGUCAUGGACAAGGCAUCACUUGCAAGUCGUAAGAAGUUGCUUCGAUCCCAGACUGAAAAGGACAUCUUGCAGUGCCUGGAUCACCCAUUCCUUCCUACAUUGUAUACCCACUUUGAGACUGAUAAAUUUUCAUGUCUGGUUAUGGAGUUUUGUCCUGGAGGAGACAUGCAUACCCUGCGACAAAGGCAACGUGGCAAGUAUUUUCCAGAACAAGCGGUCAAAUUCUAUGUAGCUGAAAUUCUCCUAGCAUUGGAGUACCUGCACAUGCUCGGUAUCAUAUAUCGGGAUCUCAAACCAGAAAAUGUCCUUAUCCGUGAGGAUGGACACAUCAUGUUAACGGAUUUCGACCUCUCCCUUCGUUGUGCAGUUAGCCCAAUGCUGAUCAGGUUGUCUAACCCUGAUCCAGAAUCACUUAAGAAGUAUAACCAAGCUCAUAGUGCUCAACAAGCUUGUGUUCAGCCAUCCUGCGUGAUGCAGCCAUCACGCACAGCUCCCACGACAUGCUUUGGUCCACGACUGUUUUCUAAAUCAAAGAAAGUUCGAAAACCAAAGCUUGAAGUUGUCAACCAGAUUAUCAAAGGUGAGGGUCAUGGUAGUGCUGUUGACUGGUGGACCUUUGGUAUAUUCCUAUAUGAGCUCCUGUUUGGAAAAACACCAUUCAAAGGCACGGGGAACCGGGCAACACUGUUCAAUGUCAUUGGUCAGCCCUUGCGUUUCCCUGAAUAUUCAGUUGUGAGCUUCCCAGCUAGGGAUUUAAUAUGGAGUCUCCUGGUCAAAGAGCCCCAACAACGAUUGGGUUUUAAGCGUGGUGCCACAGAGAUAAAACAGCACCCAUUUUUGGAGGGUGUGAACUGGGCAUUGAUACGCUGUGCGAGUCCUCCAGAGGUUCCAAGGCAUUUUGACAUUGAGAAGCCCCCGAAGCAGCCUGUGUCAACAUCUGAGAGUACUGCCCAGAAAGGUUGUGAUAACUAUUUAGAGUUUGGUUUCUUUUAG
This is a messenger RNA of Miscanthus lutarioriparius, 1590 nucleotides long. The record is from the annotation of a GenBank genome assembly. NCBI's taxonomy places the organism in Eukaryota, Viridiplantae, Streptophyta, Magnoliopsida, Poales, Poaceae.